GCGGUCCUCCAGAGCAGAGGGGGCGCUGCUGAUUGCUAUUUCGCUGGUGUUGCUCGGGGUCCUGUUGCUUAUUGAAGUGGUGAAGCACUGGAGUCGAGGCGGCAUUUUCAAGUUGCUGCAGUGUGUGUUUGGUGCUGUGCCGGUGGCUGAGCCGGAUGCUGCCUGACCUGCUGAAUAUUUCUAUAUGAACUGCAGCUGUUCAAGAAGGCAACUCAACACACCGCCUUGAGCAACUGGGGAUGGGCAACGAAUGAUGGUCUUGCCAGCGAUGCCCACAUCCUGUGAAUGAAUAAAAAAAAAAGAACAGGCACUCACCUGGCUUGAACCCUAGAAUUUUCGAUCUGGUGUCUGCACCCUGUGUGGAAGUAAAUCUUCCAGAAAAAGCCAUGUCCCGGAAAAAGUGUAAAGAUGAUAACAAAGCCCACGUUUCCAGCUCGUUUGAGUCGGAGGACAUCAGUUUAGAAACGACCGUGCCGACCGAUGACAUCUCUUCAUCAGAAGAGAGAGAGGCCUCCACUAAAGUCACCAAACAGCUUAUUGAGAGGAAGGAGCUUCUUCACAACUUACAACUCCUGAAAAUUGAGUUAUCGCAGAAAAACCUGAUCAUUGACAACCUGAAGGUGGAAUACCUCACGAAAAUCGAAGACUUAGAGGAAAGGCUGAAUGAUUCCCUUCACCAGAAGCAAUUACUACAGGUCCGUUUGGAGAACCAGCUGAAAGUUCAGCAGGAUGAUGCCAGGAGACGACAAGAUCUACGAAAACAAGAAAUGGAAACCAUUUUAGAGAGACAGAAACUACUUGAAGAGACAAAUCAGCAGCUGCAAGAACGUGCAGGUGACAUUCGCCGCAGUUUGCGUGAUCUGGAAUUGACUGAAGAUCAGUAUGCAGAGUUGAAAACUAGGUCUGAUGACCAGCUUUCUAUACCUGAAUAUGUAUCUGUACAAUUUUAUGAAGUGGUGCGACCUUUGAGGGAAGAGGUUGAAGAGCUUCGGCAAAAGAAAAGCAGCCUUUGGGAAGAAAGCAACAGCCAGAAAAAUCAAUUGAACAACAUGAUUGAGAGCUAUGAAUCUGAAAGGAGAACUCGCUCUGAUCUUGAAGUCCGUUGUCAGCGCCUUACAUUGGAACUAGCAGACACCAAACAGCUUAUUCAGCAAGCAGACUAUAAGAGAGAGAAUUAUGACCGAGUGAAGCAUGAGAGAGAUGCACUUGAUCGGGAGACUUCAGAGCUCAGAAAAAAGCUAGAAUUACUUGAAGUCUCACACAAGACACAAACUAAGGAGAGAAUUGACUUAACCAAAGAGGUGGCAGCAUUACAGCAGUCUGUUAGUUUGCUGCAAAAGGAUAAAGAAUAUUUGAAUCGUCAAAAUAUGGAACUGAAUGUCCGUUGUGCCCAUGAGGAAGACCGUAUAGAACGCCUUCACACUCACCUUGAGGAGGCAAAGCGAGCUAGGGAAGAAAUGUAUGAAAAAUAUGUGAUUUCAAGGGACCACUACAAAAAUGAAUAUGAAGACAAGCUUCGUCAUGAACUGGAGCAGAUCCGAGUGAAAACAGACCUGGAAAUUGAACAUCUUCGAAGUGGCUCCAAAGAAAUGUAUGAGAGGGAAAACAGAAAUUUAAGGGAAGCAAGAGAAAAUGCAGUUGCUGAAAAGGACCGAGCUGUUGAAGCAGAAAAGGAUGCGCUAGCAAAAUAUGACCAACUUCUGGAACAGUUUAGGCAGAUGCAGGUCAACACAGACAGCCGCAUAUCUGAACUCAUGAAUCAGACAAAGCUAAAAACAUUUGAGGCAGAACGAGCUCAGUUGGUGCAAAAGGAAACAACCAAGAAUCUCAAGCAGUGCCAGGUGGAAUGUGAUAAGUACCAAAAGAAACUUGAGGUUUUAACAAACGAAUUUUACAGACUGCAGGCAUCAGCAGAUAAGCACACUACUGAACUUCAGGCACAAAACUCUGAGCUUCAAGCACGACUGGUGACCUAUGAGAAACUAGAAGAAGAGCUGGAUGGUGUUAUAAUGCAAUCAGCUGAAAUGGAAAAUGAGGAUGAUGCAGAACGGGUUCUUUUCUCUUAUGGCUACGGUGCUAAUGUUCCCACAACAGCAAAACGCCGCCUUAAGCAGAGUGUUCAUCUUGCAAGAAGGCUGUUGCAAUUGGAAAAGCAAAAUUCACUCCUUCGAAGAGACUUAGAUUGUCAGAAGAUCCAUGCUAAUGAAUUAAAUCAAGAGCUUGCAAAUGCCAACGCCUUGCUUAAUCAAGCACAACAGCCUUACAGCUAUCUUAUUGAAACAGUGCGACAGAGAGACGCUCAGAUUCAGACAUACAAAGAACAACUUACUCAACUGGAGAAUGAAGUCUGUCAGUUAAAUAAAGAAAAAGCAGCUUUACUUCGCAUGAAAAACCAAAUGGCAGCAGAUUUAGAGAGGCUCUUGAAUCAGCGGGAGGAAUUGGCAGUGAUGAAGCAAUUUCUGAUAAAUUUGCAUAACAAGCAGCAUGGCAGUGGCUUGCCAGUUUCUCGAGGUGAAAUCAAAAGCAGCCCUAUUACACAAACUACAAAAUUUUCUCUAAGCAUUCCCCCAAAUGAGGAUGAAAACAUCUACAAACCAAAACCAACACUUUUUACAAACAGGGAAUGUCCUGCCUGGUACAGAAAGUUGAAGCAGAAGAAUACUUGACAUUUUUAAUGGGCGUUUAAAGGACCUUCAUAGGUUCUGCACUUCUUCAUCCUACUAAUUUUCAGUAACAUCAUCACACAACUGAAAGUGUGGGUUUCCCAAUUCAAGUGCUGUGAUUCCAAUUAUAUGUCUGUUGUUUGUAAAAGACUUGUGGCGCAUUUACAUUGCAACUGUUGGUGUGAAACUUAAUGCUGCAGUGAUUUUGUAAAUGUAACCUGAAUCUGGAGUCAAGGCCUCAUUUGAAACCAGAGCAAAGUAAAGUGAACCUCCUGGAGUAAUGAAUUUUUCUCCACUUUGCUUCAUUGUUAGUUCAAGCCUUAAAACCUAAUUUGCACUGUAUAAGAUUAACAUCGAUGUAAUGCACCGAUACUAAACUUGUAGUGUAAAUACGCCCUUAUUUGUACAGCUAAAGGGAAGGUGGGUUUACACAGCUAGCGGUGUUAUUGAUGUACAGCAGUUUGUUUUAUUACCGUGGGUGACCAAGAUAUAUUUGGGACAUUGCACAGUGCAUGUUUAAAAAGAAAAUGUUAAUAAAGGUUUUAUUUUCAUUUA
This is a messenger RNA of Carcharodon carcharias (great white shark), 3218 nucleotides long. It is a transcript of the gene pibf1, whose product is annotated as progesterone immunomodulatory binding factor 1. The record is from RefSeq and is a predicted model, not a curated record. The coding region runs from base 387 to 2666 and encodes 759 amino acids. Gene Ontology annotation, cellular component: centriolar satellite. NCBI's taxonomy places the organism in Eukaryota, Metazoa, Chordata, Chondrichthyes, Lamniformes, Lamnidae. The transcript has 19 exons. Gene Ontology annotation, biological process: cilium assembly.